UGCACACGCGUGUAUGUGUGCGGUCAACGUGUUUGAGAAAAACACAGUUCAUAAACUCGCAUCAGUAUUAAAUAUAUAAAACAUCUGAUACAUUUUAAGGAUAUUAAUAAUAUAUUACACAGACAUGCUGACGGAGUGAAACACAAACACGAGAAGUGAGUGAACGACAUUGACGUCAUGCAGAAACAGUCUGUAAAGAGUAAAAAGAGCAGAGAUGUUGGGCAGGCUGAGGAUUAUACAGUGGGUCAGGUGUCUGGAAGUCUCUUUCCAGAAAAACCCAAAUCUGGAGCUUUAUCAUCUUUAUUCUCCACAUCAUCAUCGGCCAGUGCACUAGUCUUCGUUCCUGCACCCAAAUUGGAAACUAAAGCCACAACCUCAUCAACCAGUACCGCUGACAGAUCUGAUGAUCAGAAUCUAAAACAGAAGAAGAUUACAAAGCCGGUAUCAGCGGCAGAAAAGAAGCUACAGGACAGAGAAUCAGCUUUACAAAACGCUGAUGAUGAGGGACAAAAAAUCAAGAAGCCAAAACGCAAACAUGAAACCACAGAGGAAACAGGGCAACCGAUUAAACGCAAAAAGCCGAUGAAGAAUCACGCAGAAGAGCGAAUCAAAAUGAAAAGGACUUUGUUUGUGGGGAAUCUGCCUCCUAACUGUUCAAAGAAGGAUCUUAUGACCUUGUUCAGAGAGGCGGGAGCAAUCGAAUCAGUUCGCUUCCGUUCAGUGAUUCGGGAGGAUCCGACCAUGACUCGCAGAGUGGCGGCCAUCCAGAGGAAAGUUCAUCCCAAAAAACAGAAUGUCAAUGCUUACGUCGUCUUCAAAGAGGAAGAGGCGGUGGCCAGCGCCCUCAGAUGGAAUGGGCAGGAAAUUAAGGAGGGUUUUCAUAUUCGAGUCGACCGUGUUUCUCAACAUUCAUCACAUGAUCAUAAACGGUCGAUUUUUGUGGGCAAUUUACCAUACGAUAUAACAGAGCUGCCGUUACGCCAGCACUUUGAGGAUUGUGGUAUGGUGGAAGCUGUGCGUUUGGUGCGAGAUAAAGAUUCUGGGAUGGGAAAAGGGUUCGGCUAUAUCCUGUUUGAGAGUUCAGAUUCUGUGAUGUUGGCAUUGAAACUGGACGGCUCCAGAUUACUAGAUCGAAAGAUCCGAGUAAAACGAUCGGUGAAGAAGGAUAAAGUAAAGAAAGCCGAUCCAGGACGAUUUUCAGGAGGAAAACCUGCUCCAGGAAGUGACAGAAGAGGAAACGGACCGAAAGCAGGUGGAUUUCAAGAGCAGAAGAGGAAUGAUUAUAAGGGAGGGAGAAACUUCAUUAAAAAUCAAACAAAUGCUUCUUUCAAAGGAGAGAUGGCAGAUCCUGCUGCCAAAAAGGGCAAAGGACAGAAAAAGAAAUUUAAAUUAAAAAAGAAGAAAAACGCUGCUCACAUUUAAAGUGGUUUAUAUGUUUUAUAUUCUCACAAAACCAUCAAUAAAAAGGUCUGUGAAUGAA
Molecule: messenger RNA, 1480 nt
Organism: Misgurnus anguillicaudatus (oriental weatherfish)
Lineage: Eukaryota; Metazoa; Chordata; Actinopteri; Cypriniformes; Cobitidae
Gene: rbm34
Product: RNA binding motif protein 34
Molecular function (GO): RNA binding
Source: RefSeq, a predicted model, not a curated record